Molecule: messenger RNA, 1326 nt
Organism: Halichondria panicea
Lineage: Eukaryota; Metazoa; Porifera; Demospongiae; Suberitida; Halichondriidae
Exons: 5
Coding region: 128-1213 (361 amino acids)
Source: RefSeq, a predicted model, not a curated record
GACUUCUAUAAACAUUGACAAUGACAAUUAUUAUAAUUUUAUUGUUGAUGUCAAUGUCAAUGUUUGAAGAACUCCACUCGAGCUCCCUAUCAGAAGGAUUGGACCUGAACCCACCACCGAUCGCUUCAUGGCCAUCAUGCAUGGCCCUAAUGAGCAAGUCACUCCUGGAAAUGCUUUAGCUGUCGACCCAACACGACAGUUUGGUGCCUUGCAGUCGUUUGGAAACACUUUCUUGAGCCGAUUCGAGGCUUCGUUUUUGCCGAGUCCAGUCCUCGAGAGUAUAACCCUCAUCGACACUCCGGGAAUAUUAUUGGGAGAGAAGCAACGAUUACAUCGAGGAUACUCUUGCUUUCUAGUUGUUGAUACUCAAGAGAAGCCUACCAAGUUCCAAAUGAGAGUUCAGAGCACUAAUCGACUGAUGUUGCCCCCCACUCUCAGUCUGUGUAUACUGUUACUGAUAUUCCGCUUACUGUUACAGUCAGGAGAUGUUGAAGCAAACCCUGGACCAACGCUUGCCUCAAUUCUGACUCUCGGUGAUUUGAAUUCUGUUUACAAGAACCUGAUAAAAGCCGCUGGAAACUGGAAGGACCUGGGACUUGAUCUGGGAUUAGGUAAUGGCACCCUCGAUGAUAUAAAAGAUGACUAUCACAGGAACAAGGACUGUCUACGUGAAAUGAUAGCUGCUCGCUUGAAGACUGGCCCUCUCACCUAUUCUGACAUAUGUCGGAGUCUCAGAGCACCAACAGUUGAUCGGAAUGAUGUCGCUGAGGCUAUAGAGGAGGCAUGUAAAGCAUCCAAUUACUCAGAGGACGAUACUUCACUAGGGCCAUCUAUGAGGCAAACAUUAUCCACAACGACUCCUGGACCAACCAGUGGUGCUGGACUCACAGAGAGCUUGGGAAAUUCAUUGCUAGAUACGGUGAUAAAAGAUGAAGAUCUGAUUUAUUUGGCUGCUUAUUUUGAUAGUGCUGCACUUCUUGCUGCCGCAAUACCACUAGACCCUCAUGAAGACGGUGAUGUAAGGAGAGCAGAGUUCAGUCAAGGCACACGGAUUGCAGUACAUCUAUGCUUGAAAUACUGGAAAAGAAGGAAACCCAAAGAAGCAACUGUUCAAGCACUUCUAACUAUUGUCCGCGGUCUGGGACAAAAGUACACAGCCGACAAAAUUCAUUUAUAUUUUGAAAAACAGUAUACAUGUCCAACCAUGAUGUGACUCAACCCAUACAUGUAUCUAGUGGCUUACAUCUGCAUUGUAUUUUUUCAUUUUGUAUAUCUUCACUUUUUGUUUUAUAAACAAAAUAAUUAUUGCUGAGGCAGCGAAGUUAA